AGAGUAAUAAACCUCAGUUUCCACGAAAACUUUUAAAAAUAGAACAUAAGUCAGUCGUGCGCAGGAUGUAGAGAGCCUGCAUUUACACAAAAACGCGCAGUGUGAUCAAUCUGGUUAACAUUAUAUGGUACAGGAAACAACACGUCCACGUUUUUAGAAUGUGCGGCAAUGAAGCGUCUGCGAAAUUACGUAUUUCCACGAAAAUCUUGUCCUCUCAUAGAAAACAUAACAAUUGCCAUCAGACAUGGUUAUCUGGACAGAGUAAAAGACCUUUUUUCAAAAUCGUUAAUCAGAAAACGAAACGAAGCAGGUUUUACGUUGCUUCAAGAAUCGGUUCUACGCAAUCGGUGGUCGAUCUUCGAGUAUCUGUUACAGUUCCACGACAAAGACGAUCUAGAGGUUCGCAGCACCCUUGGUGAAACAGCAUUAAGGUACGCACUUGACCACUAUAACAAAGAAGAUGAGUACUACGCACUGCUGUUAAUUGAAAGAGGUGUUUCGCUGAAAGAGAAAGAUCCAAAGAAGCCUUAUCUACACCAAGCGGUUAAAUUUUCAUCCAGAAUAACAAAAGUUUUGCUGGACAAAGGAGCGGACGUGAACUUGGAAAGCCGAUAUGGUAUUACGGCGUUACAAAAGGCACUUUUUAAUUCCAGUAAACAAAAUAACGACGAAAUUAUAACUACUCUGCUGUGUUAUGGUGCUGAUCCAUUUAGCGAAUCGGCAGCCGGACAUAAUGUGUUUGAGAGUGCUGUAAUACAUGGACAACCUGCUUUCAUUCAAGAACUUUUAUUUUUAUACACGUUUGAUGAACAUAUACCUUGUGAUAUCAUGUUUAAAGUUUUGUUAAUACUUGCGAAGCAAAAAUCACCCAUGUUCCACACAAUCCUUGAACGUGGCAUGGAUAUUUUGGUAAACGAGACAGAAAAAGUUGAUUUUGCUAAACUUUUGUAUGAUUUGUUGGCUCCAGACAGUGAUUAUUUGGAAAUUCUUGUAGAAAAGUGCAACACGCUUAUAUCUGAUAUUUUCGAAAACUUGGUGUUUUACAGUUCUACUUUAUAUCCGCCGUCUUGCAUUGGUGAGUAUAGGAAAUACACAUACGAGGAAGUGUUUAGCACAAAUCUUAGUCUGCGAAAAUUAAUUCUUCUUCUUGAAAAAAAUGCAAUGGUGCGUCAAAGUGUCAUUGAUUUUAUUAGUACCCUAAAGAGUGACACACUUUUUUAUUGUAUAUCUGAAGCGAACAGUGAAUCAAUAACAACCGAAUUAUUCAUCUACUUAAUAUUACACGGUUUGAAAAUUGAAACCACAACCCUGGAAACGGUUUUUUCGAAAUAUGGUUACAACGAUUUAUUUAAGCUUCUUUUGCACAUGGAUCUUGAAGAUGAUAUAGAAAAACGUGAUAAUAAAAUUUUAUGGAACCACCGUUCGAGGAUACAUUAUGGUUUGGAUUUAUUUCCGCGGUGGACCUACCAGUUUGAAAAUUUAGUGUUGUUUUUUAUUUUUUAUGUCAUUCCGAAUCUAGAACUUAAACCUGAUAGAUGUAAUUUUUACAACACUAAUGGUCUUUUAGACUAUUUUGCGUGCUCUGAAGUACAUAAAUUAUUGUCAAAACUUGCUAAAUCUGGAAAACUAUCUGACGAGACUCUAAAAAGGUUGCAAAAUCAUCCACGUGUACCUCUUCUGACUGAAAUAGCGCGAAAUGUUUUUAGAAAGUAUUUUAUGUAUAAAUGUAAUAUUACAACAGCGAAGCAGUUUUAUUCUCUUCUUAAUGGACUUCCUAUCAGUAGCACUCACAAAAAAGUCAUUACUUUAGAAACGAAACUUUAUCAGAUGUAAAGUACAAACUGGCUUUUUAAUUGUAAAAACUUAACGCUUUUGUUUCUCGCUUCGUUAUAAUGUUCAGUAUUUUGUUCGAAUCUUAACUUUGUUGUAUUUUUGUAAAAAAUCUGUACCUACAUUAAAAUUACACACUUAA
Molecule: messenger RNA, 1972 nt
Organism: Zophobas morio
Lineage: Eukaryota; Metazoa; Arthropoda; Insecta; Coleoptera; Tenebrionidae
Exons: 2
Coding region: 169-1833 (554 amino acids)
Biological process (GO): regulation of apoptotic process
Cellular component (GO): nucleus
Molecular function (GO): protein binding
Source: RefSeq, a predicted model, not a curated record